Messenger RNA from Mytilinidion resinicola, 513 nucleotides. Its product is annotated as carbonic anhydrase. The coding region runs from base 1 to 513 and encodes 170 amino acids. The transcript has a single exon. Gene Ontology annotation, molecular function: acyltransferase activity, transferring groups other than amino-acyl groups. The record is from RefSeq and is a predicted model, not a curated record. Lineage: Eukaryota; Fungi; Ascomycota; Dothideomycetes; Mytilinidiales; Mytilinidiaceae.
AUGUCUAAAACCAGCCUCAAAAUCAUCCUCGUCCGCAUCAGCGCCGACCUCGCCGCCACCGUCCAGCUCUUCAAAGACUACGUCGCCUGGCUCGACAUCGACCUCGCCUUCCAAGCCUUCGACGCCGAACUAGCAAGCAUGCCGGGCAAAUACGCCGCGCCCUCUGGCGAGCUUCUCCUCGCACGAGAUACUGUCGGCAUCGCAGUAGGCUGUGUCGCGAUACGGCCGUUGAGCUCCGGAUGCUGCGAAGUGAAAAGACUAUGGGUAGCGCCGGCGGGCCGGGGACUGGGUGUUGGACGGGCGCUUGUGGCGGCUGUUAUAGAGGCGGCGAGGAGGAGGGGUUAUGGCGAGAUGAGGCUGGAUACGCUGCCGAUGAUGGGUGCGGCGAUUGGGUUGUAUGAGAGUUUGGGGUUUGAAAGGUGUGAGAAGUAUUAUGAGACGCCGAUUGAGGGGACGGUGUUUCUGAGGAAGGUGUUGGGGGAAGGGGUGGAGGAUGGGAAAGAGAGUGAUUGA